Spinacia oleracea (spinach) is the source of this 1302-nucleotide messenger RNA. RefSeq lists its product as uncharacterized. The record is from RefSeq and is a predicted model, not a curated record. The transcript has 2 exons. Lineage: Eukaryota; Viridiplantae; Streptophyta; Magnoliopsida; Caryophyllales; Amaranthaceae. The coding region runs from base 1 to 1302 and encodes 433 amino acids.
AUGAUUGAGACCCAACUUGCUCAACUAGCUAGCACUAUCAAAGAGAAACAAGUGCAUACAAGUCUCCCACCCCAAGGUCAACCUCCUAAGCAAUUGUAUGCCAUUUUGACAAGGAGUGGGAAGACCUUAGAUGAUAGUGCUACGUAUGUUGAAGCUCCUAGCUCUAGGGGUGAGAGUUCUAUGGGAAAUGAGUCCUCGUACCGUGAUGAUGCGGAAGAGAAGUCUCAUGUCAACGACAUGAGUGUUGGUGAUAAGUCGAAGGAGACUCCUCUUCCUCCUCUCCCAACUCCUCCUCCCCCCUAUCCCCAAAGAGUUAAUAGACACAAGUUAGAUGUGCAAUUCUCAAAAUGUCUUGAGGUUCUUCGAAAAUUUCAUAUCACUCUCCCCUUUAUGGAUGCGUUGAAACAAAUGCCUACCUACUCAAGAUUUCUUAAGGAAAUCUUGAAUGGGAAGCGGAAUUGCGACGUAAAGGAGACGGUGAACCUCACCGAAAAUUGUAGUGCUAUCAUUCUUAACAAAAUGCCACCCAAACUAAAAGACCCGGGAAGUUUUUCUAUCCCUUGUGCUAUUAAGGAGCUUGAAAUAAGCAAUACCUUGUGUGAUUUGGGUGCUAGCGUUAGUAUACAACCUUAUUCGGUGUUUGCCAAGCUUGAAGUUGGUGAUCUUGUCCCAACCAACAUCACCUUGCAACGUGCCGACCGUUCGGUCAAGUACCCUAUUGGGAAGGUUGAGGAUGUUCCCUUAGUUGUUGGCGAGCUUACUUUCCUUGUGGAUUUCGUCGUCUUGGACAUUUAUGAGGAUGCCCAUACCCCCAUUAUCUUGGGGAGGCCAUUUUUUGCCACCACGGGUGCUUUUAUCGAUGUGAAAGAAGGACUAAUCACCUUGAAAGCGGGAGACGCCAAGGCUAGUUUCAAGCUUGCAAUUGAUGAACAUUGUUUCUCUAAAAUGAAAAGUUGCAUGAAAGUUGACACUCUUGCUUGUUGUGAUUUUGAGAUUGAUAGGAAGGUGAAGAAGGAUGUGCACGAGAGUUCCUUUGUGCAAGGAGAUCCCUAUGAUGGUGUCAUUACCAUUCCCGACACAUUCGGGAUGGAUCUUGAUGAUGAAAAGUCACUCACUCCGGCAUCUAAUGGUAAGAAGUGUAUGAGCAAGGAGUCCAAGCAAGGCAAUCCAAUGCCUAAAAGGACUUGGUUUGGUCCCCACUCAUUAAGUGGUGGUUUAGGUAAGUGGUUUGUUCCCAAGGAGGCCAAGAAAGGUUUGUUGACUAGUGUUGACCCGAGGUUUGUUGUGUUUGACCCCCCUUGA